GAUCUAUAAUUUAGUUCAUACACACACGAAACGAAGGGACCAUUCUGCAAAUCUCGAGAAAAUCAUAAUAUACGUGGAAUUGCCUGUCCCUGCGCUGCCAAAAUUGUCGUCCGUCUCUCUCCGGAAUCCACAUCGCAACUUCCUCCGCCGUCUGUAGAAACCCUAGCCCCCGUCCCCGAUCAACCCCUAGCUGUAAAUCACCAUGCUUCUCUCUCCGGGCCACUCCCCGAGGCACAUCUCGUCGCCGUCGCCGUCUCUGAUCUCGGAGGACGCUCUCCAGGUCUCAUCCAAAUCAGGCGGCGCUUCCUCUUCCAGGAAGCGGCCGAGGGUUCUCGAUGAGGACACAUACGUGGCCGCAAUGGAGAAGAUCAUCGAGCGGGAUUACUUCCCCGACAUCUCCAAGCUCCGGGACCGUCUUGAUUGGCUGGAGGCGGUGAAGACGGGAGAUCCGAUGCAGAUACGAGACGCUCAGCUGAAGAUCAUCGAGCGCCGCGGGAAGAAGGCCGGGAAUCCAGGGUCCGAUUCCACUCUGCGAGGACCAAGCCGCACCAGGACACCAGGUUCUACUUUCAUGCGUAAUUUCACCCCUCUAGAUGAAUUCGAUGUCACAACUCCUAGCGUUCUCAAUGCUAAUUUAUCGGGCGAGGCUGGAGAGAAUGAACCAGCGGAUGUAGAUGAAUCUCUAGGGUUAGAUGAGUUCCUCAGGAGGUAUACUAGCGAGGAUAACGAUAGUUUUGCUAAGAUAUUAACCAAAGUCAACAAGAAGAGGAAGGAGAAGUAUGCUCAUUUGUUGGAAGGUGAGAAGGAAGAAGAUGGUAAGUCCAUAGAAGAUGCAAAGCGGGAUAGGAUUACUGAUGGUUAUGGAACUUCCGAUCAGCCUCCGAGUACAUUAGAAAGCUGGAAAUACACUGCAAAGAAUCUGCUCAUGUAUCACCCUGCUGACAGAGGUGAAGCUCCAUUGACCGAGGAAGAGCAGGCCAUUCGAUUGCAGGGACUAACCAAAGAGAUCAACAAGGGGAGCACUAGAUUCCAUGGUAAAAUGAUGGAUACUAGGCCGAAUGAUGAUGGCACCUUGGAAGUUCUCUACACUCCAGUUGUAGGUGGGACACCAAUGCCCAUGUCUGAUAGAGAACGAGAUAAGAUGAAGAAGUAUGAUCUUGACGACUUGAAGAAGUCUGCGAAUGGGUACAGCUUCGUGAAGACGCCAUCGCCUGCUCCAGGUGUCGACGAAUCACCAUUCAUCACGUGGGGUGAGAUUGAAGGGACACCGAUGAGAUUAGAGGAUGAAGACACUCCAAUUGAUAUUGGUGGAAAUGGGGAUGGACCACACUUCAGGAUCCCGAAUCCGCCUCCUAGGGAUGUCAAAGCUCACUCUUUGUCUAGGGAUGCUGCACGAAAAUUGCGGGAGAGAUCAAAGAUGUGGCAGAAACCGCCGUUGCCUUCCCCUAGCAGAGGGGGAAGUGCUAGCCCUAAUGUUCGGACGCUGUCACCUGCAGCCCAGAAGUUUGUGAGGAAUGCGAUUUCAAAGAAUUCGGGGUCAGUUGUGGAUGAGUCUCUUCGAGCUAGUUAUCGAGGUGGGAGUCCUUUGCUGGGGACCCCCAAGAGCGGGAGGAGCGUGUCAAGGCUUGGAAGAGAUGGCACUAGCAAUAUUUCCAGGUCGCCUUCUGUGAGAGAGGGUUCCAAUCCUCCAUGGUAAAAGUGUUGGACUACUCGUCUGCGUUUAGUUUUUUUUACGUUUGGUGUUACCUCUGAAUUGUGCUUUUGCUUUCCUUCGCUUCUCACUGUAUUAAUUCGUGAUUGUUAAUGAAUGGUCGAUGCUGUGUAUUGGAAAUGUUUGCAUAAUGGAAAGCCUUUCUUGAAGUUGAAGGCAUAUGUUAUCAUAAAUGCUAUGCUGAAGUUGGCAGGUUAUGGUAACAUGGUGGAACCUGAUUGCGAGCGAAUCUCUCUAUCAAUCGGAAGUCUGCAUUGAAAGCUAACGGGUAACAUGUGAUGAUGAGAUAGAGGUGUUCGUUUGACUUUGGCAGUACGAGAGACUAUUUUUCUUCCACUUUUCCGCUGGCUGUUUUCCUUUCUACUUUCUCUCAGCAGCUCUGCUGGAAAUGUGUUCAUCCCGUGUGGCAUCCUACCAGAAUGAUCGAAAAGUCUGCAAGACUGGUCUGUUUCACCCCCAAAUCUACCUUUUUGUUUAUGUGGAUGAAAACUGAAAUGGUGUUUUUGAGUGGCGUUUCUCAGUCGUGCACGAUAGAGAGGUUGGUAUGUACAUGAUACCCAAAUUGAAAAGAACGGAGUAAUGAGUAAGGAUAGUAGGUUAGAUUCGAUUCGAUUUGGAAUGGUACUGGUGGUAUGAACCUAAGAGAACCGUCGCACCCAACCGCCCAGUGCAGUGUGACAGUCGCCAUCGUUACCUUUCCUGUUGCAGUAGUAGUACUCAUCACGGAGAUCGUAUGUGCUCAUUUGUCACUGUCUGUCUGGUCAUCUUCCGACUUGAGAGAUUGCAGAGAUCCUGGACAGGAUUUGUAGUGCCUUGAAGCUCAAGAUAUCGUCUGUAUCUCGUUUGAUUUUGGGCUGGAGAGGUUCGUCGGGCGAGUGAGCAACAUCAAAAUAGCUUUGAUGAAGUCACAAGCAUCACAUUUCCUUCAACUGAAAGCGCUGAUGCUGAUGCCGAUGCCGAUGCCUGCCUGUGCAUGCAUCAUCGCCUUCCCCACCAGCCAGCCAGCCUGCCGCGUGAAGUUUACAGCACUUGCAGGCUGCAGCCAGCCACUCACUUCCCUUUUCCUUGUUGGCGUGUGAAUGUGGCUUGGUAUCCACUAAUUUCACAAACAAGUGGGUCUGUGCAAUAAUACUAUCUAUUGAUUACAAAAAAUAAUUUGAGAUGAAUGAUUUCAAGAAGUUGAAACGUAGAAUGAAGUUUGCAAGAUAGUCAUUUGUUUGACGUUUCUUUAAGUCUCAAGUUAAGCGUCCAAGCUGCGUAGAUGGUUACGUCGCAUAAUUACUAGGGUGGGUAAUGUACAGGUUGGAUGGAUUUUGGUGUUAAAUUGACUUACCUGCAUAUUAGCGAGUUGAUAUAAUUGUAACUUGCUAUACUACCGCAAUUUUUUUCGGGUUGGCAGAUAGGUGCGGUUAGGUUGUGGGUUAACCCACAAUAACAAUGCUCCAACUAACCGUUAUUUAUAAUAAGAAAGGUGACCAUCAUGUACAAUAAGUUUCUAAGAAAUUAGUAAGACUGUCAAUUUAAACGCUUCCCACUUUGUCUCCUGUGGUCAGUGUUGUAUUUUCAUCAAAUUUUUUAUUACUCCGUCACAACCAAUUGCGUAAUGAAAACUAUGGAUUUUG
Linum trigynum is the source of this 3333-nucleotide messenger RNA. The record is from the annotation of a GenBank genome assembly. Lineage: Eukaryota; Viridiplantae; Streptophyta; Magnoliopsida; Malpighiales; Linaceae.